AUGGUGGGCGAAAAGAAAGUUUUGAUGCUACAUGGCUUUGUUCAAUCGGAUAAGAUAUUUUCUGCGAAGACAGGAGGAUUACGAAAGAACUUGAAAAAGUUAGGUUAUGAUUUAUACUAUCCUUGUGCCCCACACCCAGUUGAUAAAAAGGCACUAUUCCAAUCAGAGGCUGAAAAAGGAAGAGAUGCCGCAAAGGAAUAUAAUACCUCAGCAACUAGUGAUGAAGUAUAUGGAUGGUUCUUUAGAAAACCCGGAUCUUUCAAUUCAUUUGAAAUAGAUCAAAAAGUGUUCAACUACUUGCAUAAGUACGUGCUAGCAAACGGACCAUUUGACGGCAUCAUUGGAUUCAGUCAAGGCGCUGGUCUAGGUGGUUACUUGAUCACUGACUUCAAUAAAAUAUUAAACCUUACGGAUGAGCAACAACCAGCUUUAAGGUUCUUCAUAUCCUUUAGUGGAUUUAAAUUAGAAGAUAAAAUCUACCAAAAAGAGUAUGAUAAAACUAUUCAGAUUCCUUCUCUACAUGUAAGGGGUGAGCUGGAUGCGGUCGUUGCCGAAUCUAGAAUGAUGGCAUUGUACGACUCAUGGCCCGAUAAUAAAAGGACGUUAUUGGUCCAUCCUGGAGCUCAUUUUGUCCCAAACUCGAAACCAUUUGUGUCUCAAGUUUGUAAUUGGAUUCAAGCAACAAUAAACGAAGAGGUUCAAGAGCAAGAUCAUCAACUCAAAGUAGAACAGAGACAAUUAGAUAAACCAUUACUGGAUGAUGAUUUAAUGAAUAUGAUCGAUUCUUUGGGCAAGUUAUAA
Molecule: messenger RNA, 801 nt
Organism: Saccharomyces mikatae IFO 1815
Lineage: Eukaryota; Fungi; Ascomycota; Saccharomycetes; Saccharomycetales; Saccharomycetaceae
Gene: FSH3
Product: putative serine hydrolase
Exons: 1
Coding region: 1-801 (266 amino acids)
Cellular component (GO): nucleus; cytoplasm
Source: RefSeq, a predicted model, not a curated record